This is a messenger RNA of Laccaria bicolor S238N-H82, 626 nucleotides long. RefSeq lists its product as uncharacterized. Lineage: Eukaryota; Fungi; Basidiomycota; Agaricomycetes; Agaricales; Hydnangiaceae. Bases 63 to 455 code for a protein of 130 amino acids. The transcript is spliced from 4 exons. The record is from RefSeq and is a predicted model, not a curated record.
ACCCAACAACUCAUUUUCUCAACGACUCAACCAAUAGCAACCUCACGACCUCUCUGACCAUCAUGAAAUUCUUCCUCACGACAAUCAUCUUCACGCUCUGCGCCCUUCUUUCCUUCUCCACCGCUGCGCCAAUCAGCGCCGAGCUGCUCAAACGCGAUGUAUUCGUUCCACCCGUGAUCUCCCCGGGCAAAGGCACCGUCUGGAAAGUCGGUACCGAGCAAACAGUCAAGUGGAACGUUACCAACCCUCCCAAGCAGAUCACCAACAACAAGGGCGAGAUUAUCCUUUCCAACAAUGGUGUCCUUGACUUUGCCAACCCUUUGGCUGAGGGUUUUAACAUCCUGCUUGGUGAAAUAAAGGUGACGGUGCCAAACGUCGCCUCAGGUCACAAAUAUCAGAUCAUUGUUUUCGGUGAUUCCGGAAACAACGGCUCCUACUUUACCAUUACCCAAUGAAUUACGAUGGACACACAAAACAACGACUCUCAUGGACUUGUAUAAAAAGUUGACAUUCACGUUACGGACCCUUGCAUUCUAAUUGCUCUCAUCCCAAUCACCUGCUUCUCUGUGUAUUACGCAUGUAUCACUAGCUAGUAUAUACUCCUCAUAAUCUCGCAUCUGAAUUUG